Emericellopsis cladophorae is the source of this 1800-nucleotide messenger RNA. RefSeq lists its product as uncharacterized. Lineage: Eukaryota; Fungi; Ascomycota; Sordariomycetes; Hypocreales; Bionectriaceae. The coding region runs from base 1 to 1800 and encodes 599 amino acids. The record is from RefSeq and is a predicted model, not a curated record. The transcript has 4 exons.
AUGGCACCUCGCAGUCACGUUCGCGACUCGGUCAAGCAAAUCGACACGACCACAUGGCUCAUCGGAUCAUAUGCAAAAACCAUCCACGACGCAGGCGACCCGUCCGCGGUGUUCAGCUUCGGCGACGCGCUCAUCCUCAAGGUCAGACUCGCCGACGACAGCACCCGGCGAGAACACAAACUACUAAGCUUUCUGGCCGAAAAGCAACUCAGCUUCGACGUUCCCAGAGUCCUUUCCCACGCUGAGGAGGCCGGCAAGACAUACUUGUUCGAACCCCACAUACCCGGCAACAGACUCAAUGAGGUGUGGUGGGAUAUGACCGAGGAGGAGAAAGAGCACGUGGCAAUUCGCGUCUCCGAGAUUUGCUCGGAACUGAGGUUCUUUCGGUCCGAUGUUCUGACUGGAGUCGACCACAACUGGCUGGACCCACUCCAAGACCAGCGCGACUACGGAGUACAAGCCCUCCAGAAACAUUGCGAAGCGCUGGGAAUGGUUGGUUCGACAUUUGUCUUAUCUCACAACGACCUUGGGCCUACCAAUAUCAUCAUGAAUGGGGACCGAAUUGCUGUCCUCGACUGGGAGCUGGCCAGAUAUAGUCCCUUGGCAUGGGUGCGAACUAAGUUCGCUAUCUGCGGAGCACUGCAGGUAGAGCGCAUCGGAAGCGCUGGCGUAGAGACCGAUAGCAAGUACAGAGUGCAGGUUGAGCAGAAACUUAGAGAGAUGGGAUUCCCCCAAGUCACUGAGGCAUACGAGGAGAUGAAGAAGCUCAGGUCCGGCACUCUUCCGGACCGUAUGCCGCGGGUUAUCUUCGGUCGCUUCGACUGUUCGCCGGACCCCGAUACGAAAACGGACGAUGCAUCUCAGAAGCACGUUAAGAUCAUUUCAGAACGCCCACUCAAUGAUACUCUUGAUCCUUUCCGAGACAAAUUGCGCGACCUCAACGAGGCCGACGACCCGCGACAAGAAGAUAUUGCGAGUCUUCUCUCCGCUUUAGUCGCCUCGCCAGCUGCGUUCAGCCUUCCUUCGCCAGACGAAAGCGGUAGCGUUGCAGUCAAGCUGCUAUCUAUCCUACAAUAUGUUCGAGGAGGCGAAAUAAAGACUCAGCAAUUCCACCCUCUCGUCCGCCAUAUCGUGGACGAUUCCUCCGACAUCGACGUCUGGGAAGCUGUCUUCACCGUCAUCGAAUCCCUUAGCGCCCUCACUCCUCCCCCGUCCAGCAUCGCCCCGACUUUCAAAGGAACACCAAUCAAGACCAGCUCGAGCCGACUGGCCGACAGCGAAACGCGCGACAUCGUCGAAGGGGAGCUGUUCUAUGAGAUAAAAGAGUGCACCUUUCGCGAUGUGAAGGGAUUCUGCGACAAGUUCUUCGACUCCAAGCGCUGGCGCAAAGAACAGAAAGCGAUGCUGAAGGAGAUGAUGACAGCACACGACGGGAAGAAAUGGACAGAUUUCCCGACCCCUUCGGACGAAAAGCCGGUCUGGGACUGGUUCCGUUCACUAGAGGAGCGUUUCUUAGCCGAUUCAACGUACAAGCUACAUACCACCAAAACCGCCCACCAGUUCAAGGAACGGAAAGGCCAGAUGGAUGUCUUCUUCCAGACGCCAGCCAAGAAAAAGGACGGCACUUUGCGGUACAAGCAUGUCCUUGUCGUUGGAGAGCAAAAGAAGUCAUACGAUACGGGCAGAUUCAAGGCGGACCUUCUUCAGAUUACGCGCUAUAUGCGAGGCGUCUUCGCCGACCAGCCGACGCGCCGAUUUAUCCACGCGUUCUCCCUCUACGCGUCCACGAUAGAGCUCUAG